This is a messenger RNA of Aspergillus steynii IBT 23096, 1639 nucleotides long. RefSeq names its product Aldo/keto reductase. The record is from RefSeq and is a predicted model, not a curated record. Gene Ontology annotation, biological process: dehydro-D-arabinono-1,4-lactone biosynthetic process. The coding region runs from base 306 to 1478 and encodes 390 amino acids. NCBI's taxonomy places the organism in Eukaryota, Fungi, Ascomycota, Eurotiomycetes, Eurotiales, Aspergillaceae. Gene Ontology annotation, molecular function: D-arabinose 1-dehydrogenase [NAD(P)+] activity. The transcript is spliced from 2 exons. Gene Ontology annotation, cellular component: cytosol.
UCUGAAUUCACCCGGCCUUUACACAUCCACCUUGGUUACGCGAAUGAGUUGAUACCGAGUCGUCACACCUAGUGCGGCAGGAAGAUUGCGCUAUCUCGGACCGUUUUGGUCUGCUCGACCACGAAUCGGUCAAUUCCAGGUCAUCCCUGCAGGCGGGGUCGUUAUCGGUCCGGCAUCGUGAUCAACGGCACCGGCACUCAUUUCCAGAGAUCAAACUUUUCAAAGUUUAUAAUACCCCAGUGGCCACCAUUCCGACCAGAGAUACACACCAAGGAGUCAUAGAAAUCGACCAGCCUGAUCGCACGAUGAACUCGCCAGAUCGUUCCCAUCCGCUGAAGCUACCUCCGAUCAUUCUCGGUGGUGCUGGAUUCAGCUACCAGAUUCAUCCGGAUCCGAAGAGCAUCCCAAUUCCGCAAAUAAUCCGCCGAGCGUUCGACGUGGGGAUGAAAGCAAUCGAUACGUCGCCAUACUACGAGCCAUCCGAGCAACUCCUGGGUGAAGCACUUGCCAGCACCGAAGUGACCAGCAAAUACUCCCGCAGCGAUUAUGUCCUGAUGACAAAAGCGGGCAGAAUAUCGGCCGAUCAGUUUGAUUACUCCGCGAAGUGGAUUCAAAAGUCUGUCCAGAGGUCUUUAGAUCGACUCGGCACCUCUUACCUGGAUGUUGUUUUCUGCCACGAUGUUGAGUUCGUCUCGAUGGAGGAAGCCAUUGAGGCCGUUGGCGCCCUGUUUGAGCUGUCAGAAAAAGGCCAAGUGAGAUUUGUGGGCAUCUCCGGCUAUUCGAUUGAUCGUCUGGUGCGCAUUGCGCAUACCGUCAAGAAACAAUAUAACCGGCCUCUCGACAUCGUGCAGAACUGGGCGCAAAUGACUCUGCAGAACACCCGCCUGGAGCGAUAUGGCAUCCCUGCCUUGCGCGACGCCGGAGUCUCUACGAUAUGUAGUUCAAGUCCUCUGGCAUCCGGCCUGUUGCGAGCUGGCGACGUACCCUCCGGCAAACUUGGGGAUUGGCAUCCGGCGCCCGAUGGCCUUCGCAGUGCCGUGAAGGAGUCUUCUGACUGGGUUGAAAAGCAAGGAUCAACUCUGGCCGGCCUUGCACUUCGAUUCUCACUUGCCCGGGCAAACAGAGCGUCCAAGAACGGGGUUUCUGUCCAUACUAUCCUGGGUAUUUGCUCACUCAGCGACAUUGAAAGCAAUGUUCAUGCUGCGCAGACCAUCUUCCAAACCAAGCAUGAAUCGGAUGAACUUGACAUUUCCGCCUUGGAGGAUAUCAAUGAGGAGAUCGAACGGGUCGAUCUUGGGCUCAGCCACAAAGUCCGUGGAAUCCUGGGCGAAUGGGUAGAAUUCGACUUUGAAACGGGCAAGAAAGAGUCGAAAGUGCCGCUGUGGCGGCGUCGCGAGUUUAUCGCCGCUGCAAUUCUGCUACUUCCGGUGCUGGUUUGGUCUAGCGGCUUCAAUCCUAUUGCUUGGUGGAAUAAAUGAAGCUCUAUCUCUUGGAAUCCCCUCAUGUCUAUGAUACACGGAAGUGCGACACACAAGACCUCAGAUCGAUCGCCAGUCUCACUGCAAGCUACUUUGCCUAAUUGCAGAGGAAUCCUCGUCUUCGGGGGAAUGCUUUCCCCGGAGUCGAAUGCUUGGUAUGC